Messenger RNA from Rotaria sp. Silwood2, 1284 nucleotides. NCBI's taxonomy places the organism in Eukaryota, Metazoa, Rotifera, Eurotatoria, Philodinida, Philodinidae. The record is from the annotation of a GenBank genome assembly.
AUGACGGAUGAACAACAUCGUAAAAGUAAAGGUCAUAUUGCUUCAAAUUUUAAUUCAAAGAAAAAAGAGAGUAUUCGAAUAUUUGUUCAACGAAAACAUUUAUCACAUGGUAUUUUACAUAAGCCUAUUCCAACUAAAUCACAUACUAUCGAACAUUUAACUGCAACUAUAGAAAAACAUUUAAAUGUAAAUAAAAAAAAAUCGCGAAAUAAUAAACAUCUUAUUGUUGUUAAUUAUAAACCGGUAUUUGUUCAUUCUCGUCAACAAAAAUCAACAGAAUCAAAAACAGUACGAACAUGUCCAUCAACCAAUGAAAAAUUUUCUUCAACAAAUCAUAAUAAUCGACGAUCUAGUGUCACAACGAUACCAAUUCAUUCAACAACGAAUCAUACUUUAAAUCGAGAACCACUCUCAUUUGAUGUGCCGGAUGUUGAAGAUCCAUUAAUGUUUAUUGAAAUGAUGUAUCAACAAUUAUUUACUGAAGAUGGACAAUUACGAAGUGGAGCUGAACCAACAGUUUUGGCAAAUUGUGUUAAAGAAAUUAUAACAAAUUCCAGAAGAAAUUCGAUGACACGACGAGAUUCGUUAACAUCAAAUUUCCAUCAAGAGAAACGUUUGUUAACACCAUUUACUCAUUCAAUGUCAUCAAAAAGAACAUCAAUAUCAUCACCUUGUUUCUUCACUAAUACAUUUAAUAAAGAGGAAGAAGAGUUUAGUACACUUUUACAAUCAAGUAGAACAUCUGAUAUAUCCAGACGAAGUUCAAAACGAUCAAGUAUAGAUAACACAGAUCCUCGUCUGCAACAACUUUAUGCACUUUUUAAUUCAUGUUACCAUCAUCCGAAACAAACAUCACAAAAUCAAAUUACAACUAAUCCUAAUUAUCCUUUUUCUAUUGAUGACACAGAUAAUGAAGAUUUCGAUACAUUUUCGGAUUUCAAUUCUUGUCGUAAAACAAUUCGUACAUCACUACCAGAAAGUCUUGAUGAAGAUACAACUCAUACUGAUUCAAAACUUUUAUUUUCAUCUGGCUAUCAAUCAUUACAAUCAUCACAACCAAUUAAAUAUAAAACACAUUCAGAAAAUGAUCAGUAUUAUUGUCCAAAUUGUAUAUAUAUACCAGAAAUUAUUAUUACACCUCCAACAACAUCAUUGAAUAUAAUUCAACCAAUACGAGAUGUAUUUAUAAAAUUUCUUAAUUUUGUUUGUAUUUCAAAAAAUAUUUUUCUUCUACCUCUAUGCGUUUUUCUUUUACGCCAACGGUCAAUGUCAAUAUCUUAUUAG